Messenger RNA from Homalodisca vitripennis (glassy-winged sharpshooter), 4005 nucleotides. RefSeq lists its product as uncharacterized. Bases 156 to 3836 code for a protein of 1226 amino acids. Gene Ontology annotation, biological process: maturation of LSU-rRNA from tricistronic rRNA transcript (SSU-rRNA, 5.8S rRNA, LSU-rRNA); maturation of 5.8S rRNA from tricistronic rRNA transcript (SSU-rRNA, 5.8S rRNA, LSU-rRNA). Gene Ontology annotation, cellular component: nucleolus. The transcript has 17 exons. The record is from RefSeq and is a predicted model, not a curated record. NCBI's taxonomy places the organism in Eukaryota, Metazoa, Arthropoda, Insecta, Hemiptera, Cicadellidae.
CUGACUGUCUCUCUCCUGAACUCUGUGUUCCUUGCCGUCCCACGAUUCGUCAACUUCGUCAAAUCUCACUUCAGUUCCAACCCAAGAACUUCAUUGAGUACAACCAGAGUAUAAAUGACCAUAUUGCUAAGAAUAUUGCAGUGGAGCAGGAGUUGAUGGUAGCCUGGAGUCUGGGUGUGGGAGGAGACCACAGCUUGCUUCCCGUACCGGCGGAGACAGAUUACUACCUGCCACUGCUGGAGCUGCUGUUAUCCUACACCCAGGUGUUUCCGCUGUAUCUUCCGGCCACGUUUGUCACCAAGCUGCAGCACACUACGCUUGACACUAUCGACAAUCAUACAGCUGAGCUAUUCCAGGUCAAGCUCAUUAAGGUCGCCCUCAUGUUCCGCAGCAUUCAGCCCUCGCAGCCCGACUUCAAUGAAAUGGUUCAAACACUCAUUCCUCUUCUGUCAAGACAAGACGAAGCCAAAACUGUGUUGAAGAGCUUAAUGUUGAAAACUGGUUACUUUGAGGGCGUUGAGUCGGAAGUGGAUGCAUGGGUGACCAACUUGAGCCUGUUUCCGACUUGUGACUUUCACCUGCCGCUGAUGUUGGCCGCCCUGACUGAAGUCGUCUCCAAGCCCAAGCGUUGCAUCAAAAUGCUCGAGGAAUCCAGCACUACAAACCUUCUUUCAGAAGAGGAUGAAUUUGACUGGAAUGAACUUAUUGAAGUAUCAAAAAAUCCCACAAAAGCUCUCACUCCUUGGGAUAAAAUGCUGCCCAGCUCAAGAUUGAGUAUUUUAGUCCCAGCUCUCAUUAGAGUCUUGAACAACACUGAUGUCGAGUCUCCCUGCAGUUGUAAAUUUGUCUCGCAUCUUCUUGGAGAUAUUGCAUACAACCAGGUGGAACUGUACACUUACAACCAUAUGAUAGAAUCAUGCAAUUCCCCAUUAGUAGGACCUGUCAAAGAAUACAUUAAGAAAUGGGUCCACAGUGAGGAAUCAUCUGACAUUCUGGGUUGUCAGCCGUUCAAGAAGCACUCACCAGAAUAUCGCAUGUUGAAAAUGCUCUCAGCAGGCACCAUCUCAGGCGAUGAUCCUUUAAAGUCACUAGGUGACGUUGAGUCAGACAUGCUGCUGACGUUGUUACGGCUGGUAGUGUUCCAUGCGGUGCGGGGCCAUGGUGACCGCAGUAUCCACAUCACUAGAGCGUUGAUCAGUCGUAUACCGCAGCCUGACCUGCGGCACUCUGCACUACAGGAAGUGCUGCUGCAUCCCCUCAUGCUGCUUCACUUCACCCCCCUACAGCCCCUCUCCCCCCACAACCUCACCCCCCUCGUCCUGGCCCUUGUAGACUUGGUGGACAGCCAGCACCAAAGACUUUUAAAACCCUACAAGAAGAGGUUUGUAGAACAUUUGCGAAAAGCGAUCAAAAAGAGAAAAAAGAUGACAAGUACAAAUCUACAAGAAACUUUUACCAAACUGGUAACCGGAGAAGAGGAAGUCUGUGCUCUUUUGUCAAUAAUAGCCGAGUUCCAGCCAGAGCUGGAAGAAUGGACAGAUCUGGCAGGAAAUCUGCUGCAGUCUGCCACGAGUCUGAAGUGUCUGCUGCCAGGGGAGGUUAUAACAGUGUUGUCCCAGCACUCCACCCUCCACACUCUUCUCGUUGAUUACUUGUCGGUCUUCCCACAUCUGAUUGACUGUCUUCAUCUGGAUUACAUGACAGCCAGCCAAGAGCAGUUGAGCAAACUGUCUUGUCUCGUGCUUAAGUUCGACGCAGACGGUAAUGUCCAGAAGAUGCUGUUGAAGAACAACAAGAGACAACCACAAGUAGUGUUCCCUGCGCUGGUUGUAGCGGGGCGUCAUGUGGACUCCUCACUGGUCAGACACUGUAGCCAACUGGUCGCCCACCUCCCUGAGUACCUGCAGUCCGACCCCAUUCCUGUCUGGCUGGAGGAGAACAGUGCCGCAAUUGGAGCUUUCCUUGCAGAGCUCACAGAUGCCGAGUGCCUGGAGAUAUACAACUGUUUGGAUAAUCAGCUGACUUGGACUUCUACACAUCUGAAUAUAGCCAGACACGUCUAUGUCAAGCUGGGCCACGUCGUCAACUUUGUCGUAAAAACUCUCAACAUGUUGGUGCCUCUCACAUCUCUUGCAACGUUAACAAGGGCAGAAGAGGUGUGUGCCUGUCUGAAGGAGGUGGUGGAGCCAGGAACCCAUGACUGGGAGCCUGUGAGGAACAAUGAGGUCUGGCCCAGCUGGGUCAGGCUGGCCCUGAAGCUAGGGGAAACCCCCGACACACAAGCCAGCUUCCUGUUGACUACACUGACAAAGCUGUGUGCUGCCAUCUACCAGGAGAAACACUCCAGGGUGGCCAACCUCACAGAAAUGGUCUUCUCACACUCCCAGUUCCUUGCGGUCUUAUUGGCCAAGCCCACCCCCACCAAGGCCGCAUUGUUGGAACUGGUUCUGACUCUCUUGCGACUGAAUCCAUCGGUGAUGGUGUCCUCUCAUGUUCCGAUAUUUCUAUCUGCGUACUCUGCCUCCCUUAGUGUCUGCGAUCAGCUGAUUCUGCAACUGCUGCAGUUAUAUGAGAGCCAGGGGUUCAGUCUGGCAGAGUGGAAGCCACUGCUGUGGGGAGAGUCAGCUGCAUCGUUCUACAGUGUCCGCAGUCAGGUGACUCCUGGUCUGUGGACUCGUCAAAGCUUCACUCAGCUGCUGGAUCUGUUUGAUGAGCAGCGAGUCAACAUGACCAUUGCACACUUUCCUAUUGACAGGGAUCUUAAGCCUAAAGUCACAAUUGAAGAUCAGCCCGAUAUUUACGACCCAGCGUUUUUUCUACCGAUGUUGGUCUCCAUGUUUGCACCUAGUGAGAUAUUCUUCACGUACAAAACCUGUCAAAGCGGCUGCCUCUCCCUGGUGCUGUCAGCUCUCGCCAGUCGUCACAAGGAUGUCAGGAUCGUUGCGUACGUCGCCCUACAACGGUUCCACUGCCAUUUAGAGAGCCACACUAACUCCCAAGACACGCUGUGGCUGCACUUCCUGGACGCUCUGAGGCUGGGCCUCAAUGCUGCGGACGGUGAGGUGCCGCGCCUCAAGUCGGUGGUGGCAGUGUUCCUGGCACGAACAGCCCAGGUGCUCACCAACCCCUCCCACCCCCUGUAUCUGCCGCUGUCACAGUUUGUGCUGGCCAAACCUCGCUUCCACCUGGACACUGUGCCAGAGCUGCUGCCGCUGUUUAACAGUGCCGACGUACAGCUGCACAACACGCGCCAGGAAUGGAUCCUGAACGUUCUGCGAGAUGGGAUACGAGACAAUGAAGAUUUUGUCCUGUGCCUCAAGAGUAUGGUCUUCAAAAUCAUCCUUGAUUUUUACUCUUCAACAUUGGCAUCUGAGAAAUCCAAGGUGCUGAUACUGGAGACAUUGCAGGCUACUGUGAGCGUGAAGGGUGCAGGUCUGUUGCUGAUGGGUUGUUACAGCCUGUAUCCCUGGCUGCACGAAGUGGUGCUGAACGCCACCUCAGCACUUCUGACUCCCCUGAUAACCAUAUUGACGGCAUUGCUGCACAAAUCCUCUGCUUCCCUGAUCCUGCCGCUGCUGAUCCACCUGACCACUUUACCGCAGCUCACAGAGCAGCAGCUGACCGCAGUACUGGCUGCCCUUGUUCCAUACCACCUCGCUGCGGACACGGUCACUCGUCUGGUAGAGACGGUGGAGUCUACGCUUGGUGGCGCCUUUGAACACAAGACGAUGCUGGCCAAUGGGGUCAAGUACGUGGAGUCUGCACCAGUGGACAGUACGGAUGCUAGAGGACACCUCAAGAAUAUUGUUUUAAGAUUGUUGAAAAAUGAAGAAUAAUGAUUGUUAAGAAAAUUGUUUAAUGUUGCCAUUAGAUGGUUGUGAGUACAAAAACUUGUAUAGUUUUAGUCUAUAUUUUGUACAUAUGUAAAUACUUUUAUUUUUCUUGACUGUUCUUUUAUAUCUUGUUAUAAUUUAUAACAAUAAAGUAUUAAUUAUAUUUGUGUCA